AUUUUUGGACCUUUUUCGAUAGUCCAUAACUAGGCCAUAGACGUUUGGAUUUUCUCGCCUGUCAUUCAAUCUGUGGUUGGCUUCAACUUAGUGCUGUAGUAAAGUAAAUCAGGCUGUUUUACUUGUGAUAUCUUUUCGAAAAUGGAUAAGGGAAAUUGUGCCUCAUCGGUCUGCCUUGGAGAUAGCGAAGCCGAUAGAAAGACGGCCAUUAAGGAUGAAGGCUCCGAGCACUUGCGCAAGAUCUUCAUUGGUGGCCUAUCCACUCAGACGUCCAUGGAAAAGCUGCGCGAAUUCUUUAGCCAGUUCGGUGUCGUGUCCGAUGCGGUGGUCAUGCGGGAUCCGGUGAGCAAUCAUUCCAGGGGCUUUGGCUUCGUCACCUUUGUGGAUCCCAAGUCCGUGGAAGUUGUCCAAAGGGCCCGUCCCCACACCAUUGAUAAUAAAAUUGUGGAGACAAAGCACGCUCUGCCACGCCAAGAACUCAAAAGGGGUGGCGGCGUUGGUUCCGUUGUCGGAAGUUUUCGCUUUGAAGCCGGUUUCGUGAAUUCGAAAAGGAUCUUUCUGGGCGGUUUGAAGGAGUAUCACGAUGAGAAAAUCGUACGCGAAUACUUUUCGCAGUUUGGACCAGUGGCCAGCGUGAAAUUGCUCACUGACAGGGAGACCGGGCGUCAGCGGGCAUUUGGCUUCCUCGAGUUCGUGGAUCCAUUGAGUGCCGAGAAGGCCUUGGCACCGCGCAAGCACUGGAUUCUCCAGACUUUGGUGGAGGUGAAGAGAUCCACCCAGAAGCCCGACAGGCGUUUUCGCUUCCCCAUUUCCAGCUCGGUCCGAGCCGGCUACAUUCCGCCCCAGCCGGCCACCGCUGAUAGCUACAACUACAAUCCCUAUCUGGCCCAGUCCGUUCUGCCGCCAUCGGCAUUCACCAACGGCUGGGCCCACUAUGUGAUUCCGAUGGCAUCCAAGCCAACACCCGGUCAGAACACGGCUCCAAAGCAUACGUUCGCCGGACACGGUCCGGACAUGUGGUCCUCCUAUCCGAAGCCCGGUACCUACUCGGCCCAGAAGUGGACUCCCAGCAAAGUGGGCGAAUGGGCACCGAAGGCCGGGCACAAACAUGCCCAGACAUCGACCAACGAUCGUCCCAAGUUGAAUUUGAAUGGCCUCCAGGCAGCUACUUCCAAUGACAAGCUGGACUUGGGCGCCGGUGGCGAUGGAGAUCGCAAGCUGGACGUGGGAGCUGGCUUGGAAUUGGGUUUGGGUUUGACACCCGGUACCGCCGUGGGAGUUGGAGCUAUCAAGAAGUGGCCCAACCAGGACUAUAAGGUCUUCAAGCCAGCUAAAUCUCCCACCAACGGAGUGAUUCCGAAGAUCGGCAAGGGGGCUACCCCACCACCAUACGGUAUCUAAGUGGAGGACGAAGUUAUUCCCAAUUUACUGCCGCAGUUUAACGCCCUUUGCUAAUUUGCAGGCGAUUCCGUUCGAGAUAUUUAAUAAAUAAUAAAGCAGGGUCCUUUUGAGACUUAAAAUCGUAAA
Molecule: messenger RNA, 1527 nt
Organism: Drosophila mauritiana
Lineage: Eukaryota; Metazoa; Arthropoda; Insecta; Diptera; Drosophilidae
Gene: Rbp4
Product: ribonucleoprotein RB97D
Exons: 5
Coding region: 142-1401 (419 amino acids)
Cellular component (GO): cytoplasm
Molecular function (GO): RNA binding
Source: RefSeq, a predicted model, not a curated record